This is a messenger RNA of Spea bombifrons (plains spadefoot toad), 700 nucleotides long. It is a transcript of the gene MAL2, whose product is annotated as mal, T cell differentiation protein 2. The record is from RefSeq and is a predicted model, not a curated record. Gene Ontology annotation, cellular component: membrane. Gene Ontology annotation, molecular function: structural constituent of myelin sheath. Bases 50 to 574 code for a protein of 174 amino acids. Gene Ontology annotation, biological process: myelination. Lineage: Eukaryota; Metazoa; Chordata; Amphibia; Anura; Pelobatidae. The transcript is spliced from 4 exons.
UCGAGCACUGUGCUGCAGCCGCUGACACUGUCACACAAACAAAGCAAGCAUGGCUGAAACAGGUGUGCCCCCGGUGCCCACCCCAGCUGCUAUGUCCUACCCUUCAGCCACGCUCACUUUGCCCACCGGUGCCGAGGUGCUCAGGACCUACUCUGGAGCCUUCAUCUGUCUGGAAAUUAUAUUUGGUGGACUUGUUUGGAUUCUGGUGGCUGCUUCUAACGUUCCGGUACCGGUUGUACAAGGAUGGGUGAUGUUUGUUUCAGUCACUGCAUUUUUCUGUUCCAUACUGUAUCUGUGUGUCUUCAUCUGCGGCCUGGUCAAUAGGAUUCACACCAACUGGAAUUUUAUGGAUGUGGCUUACCAUUUCUUAGCAUUUCUAUUCUACUUUGGGGCGUUUGUCCUGGAAGCUGCUGUCACCACUUUAGCAAAUCUCAUGAAGAAUGAAAACUCUACCGUCAUCAGACUUGAUAACCGCAGGCUUGGACUGAACGUAGCUGCUACGAUAUUUGCUUUCGCCACCACUGUUUGCUACGGGUGCAGCAUGGUUCUGGGAUUUCGGAGGUGGAGACCAUAGGCUACAUGAAGCUUAACCAGUACCAAAAAGUGAGAUCUCAAUGGACAUAAGGUGAAAGAAAAAGAAUACAAUCUAGUUUGCUGCAGCCAACAGAAUGAACAUACGUCCAGGGCGAUCGGCAAAGAA